AUGUCCGGUGUGCCCGUACUCAUUGAAACUAUUAGGGAGGAAGUUGAAAAAUUGCGAUCGAAAUUGACAUCCGCCGGUACUUCCAGUAAUAACCCAACAAAAUCCGAAUCACCCAACAAAGUAGAAGAUGAAGAAAAUUUAGAUCUUAUGAGGGAUUUAAGGAUAGCAACUAGUCCUAUUGCGGUAGAAAAUGUCACAGCACUACGCAUGAUCAAUUGGCGAAUCAAACCAUCUAACAAUAACACCACCAAUCAAAUUACUCGUGAGCGUGAUAAGUUGCAAGCUGACGAUAAUGAGGGGUCCGAGGAUUCGAUAUCGCAAAGUUUGGCCUUGGUCAUACCAAAAGCGACCCGAGCAGAAAAACACGUAACCAAGCCUAUCUCGGUGCUGGAGUUACUACGAGGCGGUGAAAGAUUCGAAAAAAAUGAAAAAUUACCGAUCCAGCGGCUAGAAAUCGAGUAUAUAAUGAAAUUAUGCCACCUAGGGUAA
Molecule: messenger RNA, 489 nt
Organism: Ambispora gerdemannii
Lineage: Eukaryota; Fungi; Glomeromycota; Glomeromycetes; Archaeosporales; Ambisporaceae
Source: the annotation of a GenBank genome assembly